Molecule: messenger RNA, 4254 nt
Organism: Corythoichthys intestinalis (scribbled pipefish)
Lineage: Eukaryota; Metazoa; Chordata; Actinopteri; Syngnathiformes; Syngnathidae
Gene: tnfaip2b
Product: tumor necrosis factor, alpha-induced protein 2b
Exons: 13
Coding region: 75-2021 (648 amino acids)
Biological process (GO): exocytosis; exocyst localization
Cellular component (GO): exocyst
Molecular function (GO): SNARE binding
Source: RefSeq, a predicted model, not a curated record
UAAAGGGGCGGCUUGAGUUUGCCGUUUAAAUAGCGUACGUUUGAGUAAGUGUGUGUCUUGAGAGAGUAGCGACAAUGAGAUCGGACUGGGCGCAGAAACACGGCGCCUUCAAGUGGGCGACAUUCUCCUCCUCCUCCUCGUCGUCGUCGUCUCUGCCGUCGAAGGGACAUAAACUGAGGCUGAAGUUACCCCGGGUGUGGGGCGCUAACCCCAGGCGUGGCAGCGCCCCCUCAACCACGGAGGCAAAUGUGCCAACAACACAAGUAGAAGUGGAAACAGCGCCGCCGACGCCAGAACCGGCACCGCCAAUGACCUUUGAGCAGCACCUUUCAUCUCUGCGCCUGAGCGAAGCGGGCCGCAUGCUGCUGCUUAGAGAGGAGCGACUGUUCGGUGAGGAUGCCACCGACGGAUGGCGGGCGGAGGAGACGGCGGCCCUGAAGGCUGACCGGCUGGCCUUAGAGGAGGUGGUGCUGCGAACGCUCAGGAGCUCCCUGGAGCCUGCCGCGGAUGUAGACGUGCUAGCAUCGGCCGUGGCCUUUGUGCAGCAGGAGGAGGAGCAAGACCGCCUCUGGGAAAGGCGCGGGGGCAUGUUGCCGCCCUGGAGGCUCAGCGGCUGGAGGAAAAUGCACAACGAUACACUACAACAGAUGGUGGAGGAGCGCUUGGAGGCCCCGCAAACACCCCUCGCUACGCCCCCGAAGGGCCAGUCGUCCAUCCAAGCAGACGUGCACGGGGCGGGGCGGCGGCUGAGGCGUGACCUUCAGAUAGUGGCGGAGCGGGUCAAGGCAUGCUACCCGCAGCACUUUCGCAUCUGCCAGCUGUACGCCGCCUCCUACCACCGUGGCGUCAGCUCUAGGCUGAGAAGGUUGGCCGACUUCGGACUGGACGACCAGGACUGCACUUUUCUGUUACACUGGGUCAAUGAUUUCUACCCAAGAUUGCUUGAAGAUCCUCAGCUGGAGAUCAACAUGGAAGUGCUUGAACCGCUCCUACCUGAAGAGCUCCUUUCACCUCUGGAGGAACAAUACCUCGGUAGACAAGAGAGGGAGCUGAGCACGUACAUGGGAAGUGUCUUGGACGAGGCUCGGGCGGCCUGGAACAAAGGGCAGCAGCCGCCCGUGGAAGACGGGUGUUUUGUCAGUCACACAGCCUAUGACAUCAUUCAGAUUGUCAACGGCAUGGUGAGUAGGGCUGAGAAGGUGCUGGGUGACCUACGGAAGGCUCAGCCAUUGACAUGUCAGCUGCAAGACUUUCUGCACAGUUUCCAAACUUUCCAGGCUGACGUCAUCAAAUACGACAAAGCUAACACCGCGGCCUACGUCAAAGCCAACCUCGGCUGUGUGGCAGACUUCAGGGACUUUGUGAUAAGCAGGCGGCGUUUGUUCCCGGAAGAAGUGCUCCAAAACUGCCUGAGCAUUCUUACGGACAUGAAAGGCAGUGCGCAUGAGUACCUGCUGGCUCCGGUGCGCAAGAACCUCAAGCCGCACUUUAGGAAACUCUUCAGCCAAGAUUGGUUGAAGAAUUCCACACUGGAGAAGCUGCAGUCUGGCCUGGACCAAGAGAUUCUUCGGCUCCGGGGCCUGCCUGAAUCCCGGCGCCAGGAGCUGAUCGGUCAGAUGCACCGAGUAGUGUCGACAGAGUACGUUCGCAGGCUUCUGAAGGGCAAGCUCAGGUUGAAGGAUAAGCAGCAACAGCAGAAGGCCGCUGCCAACGUGGAGGACGACGCACACGCUUUGCAAUGCUUCUUCAGCACGCAUGGCUCGGAGGAGGUGGGGCUUGCGGACGUUCUUAGCAUGAUGGCAGAAGUUCUCAAACUACAGGAUCUCCCCGCCAUCCAGUGCCAAGUGGCCUCGCUGGCUAGCGCUUUCCCCGAUUUCAGUGAGGAACACGUGCUGGCUUUGCUAAAGCUGAAGGGCAACCUCGGCAGGGAGGAGCGGAACAGCGUCAAGGCCGUCCUGUCAGAGAUUCCAAAGAGUUCCGCCCAAUCGCAGCCCUUUUUCUCAUUGGUGCAGCUCAAAUAGAAGCGCUGUCUGCCUGCCAAAUAGUGACUCACUGCAAGUGUUCUCAUUAUUCAACAGUGUUCUUUUUUGUUAGCGACAUCAAGGCAAGCUCAUUGUUGGAAAGGUUGAACUUGUACAUAUUGUUUAAUAAAGGGAAUUAAGAUGAUCAUUGCACUGCAGUUGAAUUUUGUGAACUUAAUCUCAAUUUUGAGGGGUUUUCUAUGGUUAACAAGGUACAAUUGUGCAACUGCACUUUGAUUUUUAAAGCGGUUCUUUGUUCAGUUUCCAAUAUUUUGAACUGUUUGAUGCAUAAGAUAGGUCAAAAUGGAAGCAUGCGCUUGGUUAAAGUGUGUUAUCAAUGUUGUUUAAGUUACUUAAGAAAAUUAAAGAUUUGUAGUUGAUACUUUGAAAAAGGUGCUCCAGUGAACCCUCGCUACUUCGUGCUUCAAACUUCACGCCCUCAGUCCAUCGCGGAUUUUUUUCAAUUAGAAAAUAUAUCAAUAAAUACAGUAUUUUAUAGAGAUGUCCCGAUCCGAUUAUGUACAGCCGGCCACUCUCCCUCCUGCUGCUUUUCUUGCUCAGCAGGAAACUGGGUUUGCUUGUUAAAGUUAACGAUGAGUGACAGAGAUGCUGCUUUGAUCUUGCCAGAGAAGCUCGAUAGCGCUACCAUGAAAGGCGGCGCGUGUGUCAAUCAUCGUCUAGCUUGUUAACACUAGCGGUAGUGUGCUGUGGCAACUCAUUGUGUAAGUGACGAGAGACUGGUCUCAGCAGCGUGAGUGGAUUUUGAGUGAACUCACUCGAUGAAGCAUUUUAUAAAGACAAGCAUUUUGCCAGGUUAUUCUUGUUGAAAAAUAAUUCGGUGGGACAGAAACAUGUUUAAGAUUUUUUUUUUAUUUUACUUCGGGGGAAAAAAAGGGAAAAACAUGUCUUAUAUGUAUCUCUUUCUAAUGCAUUACAUUGACCCCCCCCCCCCCCCAAAAAAAAAAAGUUAAAAAAAAAAAUUUAAAUAAGCUCCACCUCUACUUCACGGAUUUUUGGUUAUCGGGGGGGAGCAGUCUCUAAUAACCGCGAAAAACAAGGAAUUACUGUAAUUUUUUACUGAUGAUUCAAUUAUGAAAGUAACUACCGUAUUUCUCGGACUGUAAGUCGCACCAGCCAUUAAAAAGCCCAAUGAAGAGGUAAAAAUCAUAUAAGUGGCAAUGGAGUAUAAGUCUCAUUUUUGGUGGAAAUUUAUUUGAGAAAAUCCAACACAUAGAACAGAUAUGUCAUCUUGAAAGGCAAUUUAAAAUAAAAAUACAAUAGAGGACAGCAUUCUGAAUAAGUGUACAGUAUGAUGAUAAAGUUACAUGAUGCAUGAACAACGAAAUGAGAACGUGGCCGGUAUGUUAACGUAACAUAGCUAUUAAAGGGAACCAUAGAUAAAAAGACCUGUAGUUCUUAAAGAUAAAUGUUAGUGCGAGUAAUAAUAAUUUGAUAUUAAAACUCCUCUUAAUGUUUUUGUUUUAAUACAUUUUGUAAAAUUUUAAAUAAAAAAAUAAACUAGAAGCUCGCCAUUGUUGUUGACGUCGCAGGGCGGUGAUGUCACAGGGCCAUGCUGCUGUACGUCGCAGUCACUCUAACUAUGUAAGGUAGUGAUUAAAAUACACCAAAUGGUGUCAAUGGCGGGUUUUACAUUAAUAAGACAUCAAGCCAAUGAGUGCGUUUUGUCCCUCGACUGACGCCGUAGCUCUGUUCUUCUCCUAAAAAGUGUUCCCAGCAUCAUAGUUUGUGUAUUGUGACUAAAUAUUGCCAUCCAAUGUAUUUGUUGAGCUAAAGGAGUUGCUACAAUGUUUAAAUACAGUUUCACCAGAGUCUGAGUAAGUUUGAUGUGUAUUUUGCGCAUCUAUUUUGACUGUGAAUGCCAUUUCUCUUUGCAUUGUUGUGUUAACUGUGUGAGAAUAGGGCCUCAGUAAUACAGAUUGAAGCACUUUUCUUCUUGGUGACAUUUUUUGAGAGAUGUGAGUAUUAUUUUUGUAGUAUUUUCACUAUAUGAUUCUUAUGUGUGUUGUGUAGGAGUUGCCGAAGCUUAUGCCAAUAAAUGGUGCGGUCCGACCUACGAAUCUGAAUGCCUGUGUCCACUUUCCUUUCUCUCUCCCACUGUGGAAUAAAGAAACUACAGCGUCAGUCAAGGAAAAAAAAAACACUCAUUGGCUUGAUCCCUAAUUAAUGUAAAACUCGCCAUUGACACGUUGUGGUGUAUUUAAAUCACUACCUU